UUGAUGGAAAAUCUAAGGAUAACAUUAAGGCUCGAAUGGAUUUAGAAGCAAUGGGUAUAAGAAAAGAGUUACAUUUACAGCAAAAGGGAAAUAAAUUUUUUAUGCCACUUGCUUGUUAUACAUUACCGAAGCCUGAAAGGAGAAAGUUUUGCGAAUGGUUGCAGUCAAUCCGGUUGCCAGACGGAUAUGCUUCCAAUCUUUCUCGAUGUGUAAGUGUUCAGGACUGCAAAGUUAUGGGGAUGAAAAGCCAUGAUUAUCAUAUAUUCUUGCAACGGUUACUUCCAGCAUCAAUUUGUGGGUCUUUGCGUAGUGAGGUUUACACUGCAUUAUCAGAGUUGAGCUCUUUCUUUAAGGAGCUUUGUUCGAAGACUUUAAAAAGAUCUACAGUUAAAAAGUUGCAGAGCGAUAUCAUUUUGAUAAUAUGUAAACUUGAGAUGAUAUAUCCUCCAUCUUUUUUCGUGGUAAUGAUGCAUUUGGCAAUUCAUCUGCCACGUGAAGUAGAAUUAGGAGGCCCUGUUCACUAUAGGUGGAUGUACUUUAUUGAGAGGUUCUUACGUACUUUGAAAAAUUAUGUACGUAACUUAGCUCGACCGGAGGGUUCAAUUGCUGAAGCGUAUAUCACUAAAGAAUGUUUGAACUUUUGUUCACUGUAUUUUCAUGGUGUUGAGACAAUAUAUAAUCGCGUUGAGACUUUCUUUACAAACAAAAAUCAAUAA
Mercurialis annua (annual mercury) is the source of this 716-nucleotide messenger RNA. RefSeq lists its product as uncharacterized. Bases 36 to 716 code for a protein of 226 amino acids. The transcript is spliced from 2 exons. The record is from RefSeq and is a predicted model, not a curated record. Lineage: Eukaryota; Viridiplantae; Streptophyta; Magnoliopsida; Malpighiales; Euphorbiaceae.